Messenger RNA from Physcomitrium patens, 3507 nucleotides. The record is from RefSeq and is a predicted model, not a curated record. Lineage: Eukaryota; Viridiplantae; Streptophyta; Bryopsida; Funariales; Funariaceae.
GCAGAUAAUCACAGCAUCCUUGACGUUAAUUUCGCAACACAGGCAGAGGACAGAAGUAAUUUGGUGGUUGAAGGUACGUUCUGUUGGAAUGGUAGUAUGGGCGACUGCCCUCGACCCGUUCCUCUAAACAGACGGCAAAUGGACCAUUCGCCCAGCAUGGGAUCAUCAUUGGCAACGCAGCCAAAGCUACACUCGUAUGGAACAAUUCCACCCUAGUAGCGGAUUUUCCACAUCAUAUUUCAUAUCUGUUUUGGACCAAGACGACGAGUCAUUUCUGCACAUCGAACAGCGCGAUCAGUUUCCCCAGGCAAACGAACUCCAGAGAUUCACUUGGAAUAUAGAGAAUCGGAUACGAUGGCAUUCUACGUAGAUGAGUCUUGAUCCUCUGAUUCUGGAUCCCCUCGACUACCUGCAUUUGAGUAUCUGGGCACCUUUGCACACAUUUUUAGCCUGUUGCCCAUAAUACACCACGCCCUCCUGGAAAUGUUUCGGUGUGUGAUAGCUCAGUUCAUAUUACGGAACGAUGAACUUAUCUGAUCUCACCAUCCCAGCAGAACUUUGGAAAGUAUUUAAGAAUUCGAAAGCUGAUUUGCUUCAUGAAGAAGGGCUUGCAGCAGUUGCACUCUACUCUUACAGUGUGCAGAGAAUCUCCUCGACAGGGUUCUGGAAUAGAAGAGAUUUGUCAAGAGAUUCAUGAGAUAUCGAAUAUUCCAGACAAGCGGUCGUGACAGUCUAGAAUCCAAAUUUGUAAACGAAUCUUGCUGCCGCUGAAUCCAAGGGGAAGAUUUGCCAGAGAUUAAAUGGAUUCCUGCACAAGCGGGCCUGAUUCAGCACACUGAGGUUUAUUAAGCGGAGUUUAAAUUAAUGCAACAAUGAGUCCUCAAUCGAAUUACAAUUUACUUUUGAGCAUUUUCCGCUUUGCUCUGGAUCGUAGACCACGUCGGCCACAAAAGCGAGGGGUGCAUUGCUGUAGAUCACAAAGUCGAAUGAGAAAGGUCCUCAAAGAGAGGUCGAAGCGAGCGCAGACUCUCAGGAGCCAAGAGCGAAGAAUGAGAACACGGAGAGAUCAUCCAUGAGUGCAGCUCUACGGUGUCCACUCAUCCGAAAGAGAAACAGAAAGCGAAAAAGACCAGCGGUCUUUCCAAGUUCGUGUUCCUUGUUCAAGUCACAUGCACAGAGUCGUAGGUAAUUUCUUUUGGUCACAAGUGUCGAUUUGUUGGUAGCGUUGAAGUUGCUUAGUUUUGUUCUUUUCACGGGUUGCAUGCUGUGAGAAUUGUUGUACAGAAUGGAGCUGAGUGUGGUAAGAGUUGCUUGGGCAGCUGUAAGGUGGGCUAUUGAGAGGGUGGCGGCUGGAAGAAUUCUGGUUAAGUAAUCUGCUUCAGGAAUUUGAGAGGGUUUAGCAUUAUAGUUGCUAGAAUCUGGAUACGAGACAACCAGGGCGGAGUCUGAGGAGUUUCUGGGCGCGGUUUGUUUCCUUCUCCACUUCACUCAUGACAGGGGCUUAAUGGAGUGCAUAGAAGCGUAGCGGAUUCUAAACUUGACAAGACGUUGAGGGAAUUUGGAAUUGAUAAUGUCCAGGAAGUGAGGCGCAGGAGAAGAUAAAUUGUUGGGUUCUACCUAGUAGGAGUGAUGCAGAAAUUGGCGCAACUCCCGAUUAGGGCAGGAGAGACGACUUCAUUGUGGCGGAUUGAGAGGCUGGACACGAGUUUUAGGAACAGAGAAUGUAGAUUUCAAGUGGUGUUAGUUAGGAAACAUUCGCCUGAGCUGAGCUGUUCAUUGUUUUCAACGUCAUUUCCAUCUUCCUCUUCCUCUUUAUCUGGCUGCCAACUUCCCCGCACGUUUGUGCAUCCGAGAUGGAGACGGGGCUCACCGCGAGUUUUGUGUAUGGAAGAUGAUACGGUCUCAAAAUCCGAAUUAGAAGAGCUGCCAGACAUAGUGUUGAAUGAAAUCACAAGAGGGAAGGACUCUACGUCGGAGAAGGUUGAAGCUAGUUAUUUUUCAGAGCUGAAGUUGGAGGAGAUUGCGAAGACGCCGGCACCAGUGGCGGGUGAGUUCAAGGCUCGCAACCCGUUCGAUCUGAGAUGGAUUGGCGCUUGGGCGGACGCACUUACUGAAAGAGGCAUGCUCAAACGAAGAACCUUUUACAGCCAUGACGACUGGUUGCGGCAUCGAAGCUCAACGAGACAUUACCGUCAUUUUGCGUCUAGCUUUUCAUCUCGAGCGAUUCUGUCUUUGAUUCCUCCUGUCGGUACCAUGACGGCGAUCUCAGUGUUUGUUGCUCUGUACAACACUGUUGUUUUAUCAGGGUGGUUGCCGUCGUUUUUUCCUAUAUUUCACGCCUCAUCUCUUUCCUAUCAGUUGACUGCCCCAGCUUUGGCGUUGCUUCUCGUGUUUCGAACCGAAGCAUCGUAUUCUCGCUAUGAUGAAGCUCGGAAGACGUGGACAGAAGUUAUUAGCAGUUCAAAAGACAUGGCUCGCCAGGCUUUGGCGUGGUCUCAACACCCUGCUGAUCACCGGAAGAAGAAGCUGUUACUGGACUACAUUCUGGCCUUCCCCGUGGCUCUCAAGUGUCACCUUCUGUAUGACUCAGAUAUAGCAGAAGAGCUGAGGGAGAUUUUGGAAGAAGAUGACCUUGCUCUUGUCCUCAAAGCAGAGCAUCGGCCGAAUUGUCUCAUUCAGCUUAUGACUCUAUCUUUGAAAUCCAUUAAGUUUGAAGAUGGCGAAGGAAUGCAACUGGAUGCAAACAUUUCACAAUUUAAUGAGAGUAUAAGUGUAUGUGAACGGCUGAUUCGCACACCCAUUCCCCUUGCAUACACGCGGCUGACCUCACGAAUUCUGGUGCUGUGGCACCUCUCAUUACCUGUCGUGCUUUGGGACGACUGUCACUGGGUGGUUGUUCCCGCAACAUUUAUCAGUGCUGCCUCACUGUUUUGCAUUGAGGAGUGUGUGUUCUUUGGAGUACUUGCUAUGGCAGGUGGGGGUGCUCAUCGAGGAGCCAUUUCCAAUCCUGGCGUUGGACCGAAUGUGUGCCAAAGCACGUGAAAACAUAUUAGAGUUCGCAGAUCUGCAAGUGAAAGCUCAAGUGCACUUGAGCAACAAGACCAGGAAAUCACAGAGCAAGGUCGUCACGAAUGGUGCCACCACGCAGUCAUAAAGUUUUUUUGAACCCCUUUCCUGUAUUUCACACACUGAUAACAGGAUGUACAUUUGAGUAUGUACUGUGCUGUAUACUACAUAGAAAUGUGUUCACGUACUAUAGUAUCAAUUGUUUUGAAAUCUACUAGUUGACUUAGAACCUUGUAGCACUUGCUUUUAUGCAUUGAGCACAAGCUUUUAGAUAAUAUUUCCAUGAGGCUUAAUAACACCUAAGACUUGCAAUGUGCCUUUGAAGUAGGCAUUGCAAUUUUUUUCUUACAAAGUAUUUUUUUACCCAAGAAUAGAAAUAUAAGUAAUUUCAUUCUUAAAGGCCUCUAUUCAAAAUAAGAUAGGCCUUUUAAAUUUGAGACA